GUCUUACAGCAAAAAAUGGCUGUUCAACCUCUCUCCACUAUAGUAACCACUUCAAAAGGCAUCAACCACCUCAAUUACAGAGUACCCACAAAAAACACAACAUUGGAAGCAAAACAUUUGCAAAACCAAUGGCUUGGAACUCCAAUUAAAUACUCUCUUCAAUCCAAGAAUUACAAACCAUUUCUUACUAAACAUUGCCCCAUUAAAGCCACUCUCUCCUUCAGCCUUCCCUAUGGAAAGCCAGAUCCUGCAGUAUCUAUUGAGAAAAUUCCUAAAUGGUCGUCAAAGGCGAUAAAAUCAUUUGCCAUGGGUGAACUGGAAGCAAGAAAACUUAAAUAUCCCACUACCGGAACAGAAGCUCUUCUUAUGGGGAUUUUGAUUGAAGGUACGAAUUUUGCUUCAAAAUAUUUGAGGGGAAAUGGUAUUACACUCUUUAAAGUUCGUGAAGAAACUAUCAAAAUACGUGGAAAAGCAGACUUGUUCUAUUUCAGUCCCGAGCAUCCUCCUUUGACUGAAGAUGCACAAAAGGCUCUUGAUUGGGCACUUGAUGAAAAGCUCAAAUCCGGUCAAAAUGGGGAGAUUACAACUACUCAUUUGCUCCUUGGAGUAUGGUCACAACAAGGUUCACCAGGUUAUAAGGUACUCGCUACAUUGGGCUUCAAUGACGAAAAAGCUAAAGAACUGGAGAAUGUAAUUUCAGAACCUGGAUUUUUUGAGGAUUAAAGAGGUUGAUUUUGCUUUGAUGUAUUCCUUUAACCUAAACUGGGGCUCUAAAUUUGCAAUCAGAUUAGUCAUUUUUCGCGA
This is a messenger RNA of Lycium ferocissimum, 804 nucleotides long. RefSeq names its product ATP-dependent Clp protease ATP-binding subunit CLPT2, chloroplastic-like. Lineage: Eukaryota; Viridiplantae; Streptophyta; Magnoliopsida; Solanales; Solanaceae. The transcript is spliced from 5 exons. The record is from RefSeq and is a predicted model, not a curated record. Bases 16 to 723 code for a protein of 235 amino acids.